Messenger RNA from Sorex araneus (European shrew), 3201 nucleotides. It is a transcript of the gene BRI3BP, whose product is annotated as BRI3 binding protein. Lineage: Eukaryota; Metazoa; Chordata; Mammalia; Eulipotyphla; Soricidae. The transcript has 3 exons. Gene Ontology annotation, cellular component: mitochondrion. The record is from RefSeq and is a predicted model, not a curated record. The coding region runs from base 33 to 752 and encodes 239 amino acids.
CGGAGGCCCGAGGAGCCGGAGCGGCGCUGACCAUGGGCGCGGGCGGACCCCGGGCCCGGGCCCGGCUGCUGCCGCUGCUGCUGGCGCUGGCGCUGCUGGCGGGGGGCGCGCGGGGGGCGCGGGGCCGCGGCGGCGCCGAGAAGACGGGCGGCCGGCGGGCGGCCAGCACCUUCGCGCAGAGCCUGGGCGGCCUGUUCGGGGAGGACAACGUGCGCGCCGCGCAGAAGUUCCUGACCAGGCUGACCGAGCGGUUCGUGCUGGGCGUGGACAUGUUUGUGGAGAGCGUGUGGAAGGUGUGGACGGAGCUGCUGGACGUGCUGGGUCUGGACGUGUCCAACCUGUCCCAGUACUUCAACCCCAGCUCGGUGGCCAGCAGCCCGGUGCGCGCCCUGCUGCUGGUGGGCGUGGUGCUCCUGGCCUACUGGUUCCUGUCGCUGGCGCUGGGCAUCACCUUCGGCCUCCUGCAGACCGUGUUCGGCCGCUUCUUCUGGGUGGCGCGGGCCGUGCUCUUCUCCAUGUCCUGCGUGUACGUCCUGCACAAGUACGAGGGCGAGCCCGAGGCCGCCGUGCUGCCCAUCUGCUUCGUGGUGGCCGUCUACUUCAUGACCGGGCCCAUGGGCAGCUACUGGCGGGGCGGGCCCGGCGGGCACAGCGUGGAGGAGAAGCUGGAGCACCUGGAGGCCCAGGUCCGGCUGCUGAACAUCCGCCUCAGCCGAGUCCUCGAGUCCCUCGACCGCGCCAACGGCAAGUGACAAUCAGCCGCCCGGCCGGGACCCCCCACCCCAGCGCCCCCCACCAGGAAGCAGAAGAAGCGCCGCAAGAAGAGAACCGCCAACCCCAAACCACCCUAAUAAACGUACUGAGCAGCAGAGGGUGCCUGGGCGGGUGUCUCGGCCCCGGGCUCAGGACUGCCCCAGGGCCCUGCCAGCCCCACCAGUGUCAUUAGGAGAGAAAGAUAUUUUUUAAACAAAGGAUAUGACCAUAUUUGCUGUACAGGGAGAGAAGUUUAUCUGUGCAUAGACCAUAAAGUUAGUUUCCCCCGAGCACUUAGCUACAUCUUUUGUAAGGCUUUUUUAAUAAAGGCAGGCGGAGACCAGGCCCUGGCACCAUCGCACCGAGGGAAGGACUUGCUGGCCGCAGGCCUGUGUGUCGGGACAGGGGCUGCGGGGGAGGCUUCCCCCUGUGCUGUUUUGGGUCGCCCGUGACUUGGUUGACAAGUCCUGUCACUGAGUGAACGUGGCCCAGCCAAGCUCCCAUCAAUUCUGUUGCUCCGGAGACUGUCAUUUGUCGAGUCUGAGGUGCGCCCGCACACGUGCCCGCAGUCGGACUGGUUUGAACCACAUUUUGCAGAGUCCCAUCUGGGUCCAGGGCAUCCACGGGAGCCUGAUGCCCAGAGCUGCGUGGAGCCCCGGUGCCUGCCGUGCCCACUCAGGAAGUGUCUGCUCUACAGAUGUGUGUGUGUGUGUGUGUGUGAGUGAGAGUGUGAGUGUGUGUGACUGUGUCUGUGCAUCAGUGUCUGUAUGUGUGAGUGUGUCUGUAGGAGUGAGUAUAUGUGAGUGUGAGCAUAUGAGUGUGUGAGUGUGUCUAUGUGUGGGAGUGUGUGUGAGUGUGUGAAUCUGUGCAUCUGUGUGUGUGUGUCUGUUGUGUGUCUGUGCGUGCCUGUGUGUUUGUGUAUGCGUGUGUCUGCAUGUAUGUCUGUGUGUGUGAGUGUGUGUGUCUGUCUGAGCGUGUCUGUCUGCACCUGUGUCUUUGUGUGUGUGUGUGUGUCUGUGUGUGUGUCUGUGUGUGUGUAUGGGCGUGUCCUCUGGGCGGGCAGACCAUGGCGCUGGCCGACAUUCCCCAGGUUUGCUGCUCGCCUCCCUCCCCCGGCACUUCUGUGGGCGCCUUGCGGGCGCUGCUGGCUGGCACAGGAGAGCUCCUUGCGGGGCCGAGGGGGUCCCGUGGCUCACCCGGAGGAGGUGAAGCUCCCAUGUGCCGGGCGUGUUGCUCAGGCCUCCAUGUCUGGCCUGGGGGGCGGCCUGGGGGCUUGAGCCCCGCAGCCUUCCCGGGCGCAGACGCGGGAACGAGGGCUUUCCCGGAGCAGCCGGCCCCACCACGCCGGAGCUUGCAGUUCCCGAGGACCCGGGACCUGCCGGGUCUCCAGACCGAGGGGCAAGAGUGCCACCUUUUGGAGGGCGAUGGUGGAGCAGCGGGGCGGGCGGCGUCUGUUGGCAGCCUUGGGAACAGUAGCCGGGAGGUCCCAGGACGCUGGCGGCUGGUCAGCCACAGUCUCUGGGCCGCUGUCCUGGCGGGGGGGGGGGGGGGGCGUGCCUGAGUCGCCCACGAGGCCGCAUCUGGUGACCGCCCGGGCCCAGUCCCUUCUCCCUGACCGUCCCGAGCCGGCUGCCUCGACGUACGUCAGGAAGCUGGCGUUCCUCCGGGCCCCGCCUCUGCUCACGGCCACCUCCGUGGCACUCCCAUUCCCCAUGUGAAUCCCAGGGUCAGGCGUGUGUGAGCGUGCGUGUGCAGGCGUGUUUCGCAGGGUCCACAGUACCUUCAGCAUGUGGCUCUCCGUGGCCCCGGGACGCACUGUUCAGUGUCGUGGUUUCCGUGUGUCGCUCGUGAUGCCUCCUUGGUGGGCGGCACCGGGGCUGGCCAGGGGCACCCAGCAGCGCGGUGUCCGUGGCUCCUGACGCCGUGGCCGCCAGUGGCGUCCUGGCCCACGUCCCAGUGUCCUUUUGCAGAUGCCCAGGUUGUGUCCUGGCGUCAGUUCAUCGCCCGCAUGUGUGCUGAGUCUGGCGCUGUGUCCUUGAAGUGGUUUCUCGUGGUGGUGAUGGUGACCGCUCACAUCCCGUAGCCAGCUGUGGUUCCUCCCUCUCUGGGAACCCUGCCCUCGAGUGGCUCCUGCUCUGCAUCUGGUUCCACAUUUCUAUAGCAUCCGACAACAUACAGCCACUUUACCUGAGCCUCGUGGUGUGUGAAUGUGGUGUGUAUCCACGUCAGUCCUCCGAGCCUUGGAGACCGAGUCUUCAGAUAUAUAGAUACAAUAUACCAGGCUUAUUAUUUUGGGGUUUUAUUUUUUGGGGGGGCAAAGUGAGACAUCAUUCCUCUUUAUGAAGUCACUGGUUUUGGUGUUAUGUUGUUUUGUAGAUUGAUUCCAGAACAGAAUUAAAAUAUUGUGAAAAUUAUAGCUUAAUAAACGUUCAUGAGAAUUUUCUGGAA